This is a messenger RNA of Pseudonaja textilis, 921 nucleotides long. The record is from RefSeq and is a predicted model, not a curated record. Lineage: Eukaryota; Metazoa; Chordata; Lepidosauria; Squamata; Elapidae.
AUGAUUCCAGCUUCAAAUAAAGCCUUUGUGGUGAACAACCUGGUUUCUGGAACAGGCUAUGAUCUUUGUGUUCUGGCCCUGUGGGAUGACACUGCCACAACACUCACUGUUACCAACAUAGUAGGCUGUGCCCAGUUCUACACCAAAGAGGACUAUCCCCAGUGCCAGUCCAUGCACAGCCAGUUUCUGGGUGGGACCAUGAUUUUAAUCAUUGGAGGCAUCAUUGUGGCUACUUUGCUGGUAUUUAUCAUCAUACUGAUGGUGCGGUACAAGGUUUGCAACAACAAUCCUGGCAAGAUGGCCAAUGUUAGCAAUGUCUAUUCUCAAACCAAUGGAUCUCAACCUGUCCAGAACGGAGUCCUGCCACAAGUGAAUCCCAAAGUUGUGGUAAGGAAUGAACUCACAGAGUUUAACUGUGAGUCGGCACACAGCAGCAUCUCCUCUUCCUCUAGUUCUGUGAACAGCUGUGACUGUGAUGGCUAUAGCCUCCAAAGUGAGCAGGGCACAUUGUCCAGUAAAUGGAGGCCCCGGUCAAGAUCAAAGCAUCACAAUAUUGAUCGGCUCAUGGGAGCUUUUGCCUCUCUGGACCUGAAGUGUCAGAAAAAGGAGGAAACAAUAGACUCAAGAACUUCCAUAGUGGUCCGUCACUCAGACAAGGAGCCACUUUUGGGUCAGCAGGAAUCCAAAUUUCGCAGCCUCCUCAUGUUGCCACUGGAGGGUAAAACUAAACGUAGCCAUUCUUUUGACAUGGGGGACUUUUCCACUUCUCAGUGUUGCAACUACCCCAAAAAGAUCACAAACAUUUGGACAAAACGUAGUUUGUCAGUGAAUGGUAUGCUUUUACAGUACAAUGACAGUGACCUGACAGAAUCAAAGGGAACUUAUGGGAGCUCAGAGUGGGUCAUGGAAAGCACAGUGUAA